Messenger RNA from Drosophila miranda, 367 nucleotides. RefSeq lists its product as uncharacterized. Lineage: Eukaryota; Metazoa; Arthropoda; Insecta; Diptera; Drosophilidae. The transcript is spliced from 2 exons. The record is from RefSeq and is a predicted model, not a curated record. Bases 105 to 230 code for a protein of 41 amino acids.
AACAUUCAGCAUUCACUUUCGACAGCUACACGCCUCACAAAAUUAGAAAUAGGCAAACAUUUACACAAAUCUAGAAGUUGCCAAUUUGUCCAAUUAGCCCCAAAAUGAAUAUGCUGUGUGAGCGUGUGUCCGCGAUCCUGGCGGGCACCCUUGUGGGCAUGUGGUACGCCAAGACCUUUCCCGCCGAAAAGGAUAACAAGGAUAGCAAGGACAUGACGGGAAAGAAGUAAUCGAAACCACUUCACUUCCAUCCAGAACCAUUACCUUAUUGACUACUUGAGCAAACAAAUGGAACCCAGUCGUCGGGACAAAGAUCUCAAACCAGCUUCAAUUUAUUCAGCUCUCGUCCGACUUUCGAAGCGUUCCA